This is a messenger RNA of Beta vulgaris subsp. vulgaris (sugar beet), 2094 nucleotides long. RefSeq lists its product as hypothetical. The record is from RefSeq and is a predicted model, not a curated record. NCBI's taxonomy places the organism in Eukaryota, Viridiplantae, Streptophyta, Magnoliopsida, Caryophyllales, Amaranthaceae. Bases 440 to 1789 code for a protein of 449 amino acids. The transcript is spliced from 8 exons.
AACCCGAAGCAUCACCCGGCACGAAAGAGUACUCGGAUAUCAGUCAUAUCACCCCAACAUCAACCGGCUUGGAAAUUGGUGAGGAAAACCGGCGUUAGGUUUGGACAAUACAUCUCUUUCUCCUUUGUUAUCAUCGCUUGUGGUACGGUAUUAGCUCCGGUCAUCCCAUCACCUCUUUCAUUUUCUCUCUCCUCACACCUCGCAGUUUGUAUAUCCGUUAUUUUCCUCCCUCUCUUCUCCCCCCUAAAAAAAACACAAAACCCACAUUCUUCAUCUCCAACUGGAGGGAAAAAUGGACCACAAAAUUCAAUUACUCACUCUUACAGUCUCACUUCUUCAACAAAAUCCAGAAAAAUGGAGCUAAAAUAACAAAAAAUGGUCAUGUAUUUGGGUGUUUUAAGGUGAGAUAAUUUAUGGGAUUGUAAAUUAAAUUAGGGAUAUGGGAACUAGGGUUCCAAUUUACAAUGAUGAAAACAAUAGUAAUUCAAGACCAGUAGAUACGUACAUUGAUGAGAGAAAUUUAGGUGAAGUGAAAAAAGUCGGCGAAAACGACAGAAUUAGCGGUAAUGAUCAUGACGCAGUUACUGAAGAUAGUGUAGAUCAUGAUGAGGGCUCUAAUACCGUUGGUUGCUUAGAUGACGCGUACAAAAGCCCGAUUCAGAUUCUUAACAUUGGAGUUGAGGAUGAUCGGUCUAGCCUGGAAAGUAGUGGGUCUCUAAGAAACUCCUGCAAUGCCUUAAUCACAAAGGAUAUUUUGCCAAUUGAAACUGCAAGGGCAAGAUUCUUGCAAAUUGUUGUGGAUAGUUUUAUCAGUGAGCAUAUUAUUGAGAAGCGGGGUGCUUGUAUUGACAACAUUGCUGAGCUUGGAGAUGAUAAAUCAAACAAGAGAAAGGUAGCAGAAGUUCAGCGUGAAGGAGAUCCAAGGUUUGCUUUGCCGUUGAUGUAUGUGGCUAACCUCUAUGAAACCUUGGUUAGUGAAGCGAACACAAGACUUGCUUCAUUAAAUGGUUUUCGUGAAAAGACAAUUGGAGUAGCUCUUGAAGCAUCUGGCGGGCUUUACAGAAAGCUGACGCAGAAAUUUCCUAAAACAGGUUCCUAUUCUUUUAAAAGACGGGAAUUGGCCACUUCUCUUGAAACAAGAACUAGGUUUCCAGAAUUAGUUGUCCAAGAAGAGAAGCGGGUUCGUUUUGUGGUGGCCAAUGGUUUAGACAUCGUUGAGAGACCAAAUAGCGUUCCUAGUGAUGAUGCAGAAUGGUUCAAGCGUUUGACAGGUCGGACUGAAGUAGCAAUCACCGAAAGGGACUAUAAGUUCUACAACCCAAGACAUAAAGUUAGGCGUGCAUCCUCAAACAGUUCUCCAACCAUUCCUGGUUUGCUUUCAUACCACAGCAAUAGUGACCAUGAAUUCCAGUCUGCAACAGAGAGUCCAAGGAAGCAGGAUACACCAUCUAAGCAUCCUUUAGUGACGUUGGCUCAUCAGCCACAAUAUCAAUCUGUUAUUCUGAAUCAUCAUCAGUCUCUUAAUCAGAAUCAGCAGACAACCCUCGUAGCUUGCACGCAUGAAAGUGGGCAGUCUUCCCAGUUACCUGACAUUUCUCAGGGCCAUGAAUCUCCAACUCUUUCUCAGAACAUGGCAUCAUUCGAGCCCCUUGGAGGAAGUCACACAUUGGGUCGUUUAAAUAUGAUGCCAACUAGUCCUGCAAAGUUCUGUGACGAAUGCGGGUCUCCUUACUUGAGGCCAACUUCCAAGUUCUGCUCACAGUGUGGUACAAAGAGGUUUGGGAUAUGAAUCAGUUGCUCCGAACAAACGAUUUAUGGAUCUUCUAGCCUCAAUGCGGUGUUGUAAUUUAGUGGUGUUGUAAUUUAGUGUUCAUAUAAUUGAAGCCAAACAGUAGUUUUCAUGUACACCUCAAUAGAUUAAAUGCCUUUGCAGGUACACUUUCAAGUUUCAAUAGAUCAAAUAGUUCCGGGACAAUAACUGAUUUUUCCUAGGUUUUAGCUUAAUUGCAUGGAGAAUCUCUCUCCAUGCACAUUCUCCAAAUCCUCCUAUUGUACUGUUACUGCAUUGUUAUUUUAGUGCUCCUUUUUUAACUA